AUGGCAGAAAUAACACCCAUCCCAGCACCGCCUCUCGACAUUCCCCAAUCAAACAACACAUGCGACCUCUGGGCCAUAGACGCAACAUGCGAACUGGUCCUGGACACGAAGCACCUUUUGCAGCCGGAGAUCGAGGGCCACGAAAAACUGAAUCUGCCGACAUAUGCAUUCUACAUUUAUAAUCCGCGCCUUGACAAGCGUGUCCUCUUCGAUGCGGGGAUACGCAAGGACUGGUGGAAUCUUCCCCCCAAAGUCGUAAGUUCGAUUACUUCAGGCGGUGUUACGGGGUUAUUGGUGAAGGAUGAGGUAUACGAUACUCUAGCAGCGCAUGAUAAAACCGCUACAGAGAGAAACGAGAGGCGUAUCGUUGAUCCGGAUACGAUUGAUGCGGUGAUUUGGAGUCAUUUCCACUACGACCAUGUGGGCAAUAUUCAGCGAUAUCCUAAGUCGACCAGUAUCGUGGUCGGUGCUGGCUUUAAGCAGACAAUUCUACCAGGCUAUCCCAUUCGCGCAGAUUCGCCGUUGUAUCAAGCGGAUUUCGAGGGUCGCGAGUUGAUUGAGAUUGCGUUUGAUGAUGGAUUUAAAAUCGGCAAAUAUGAUGCACACGACUUCUUUGGCGAUGGAAGUUUCUAUCUUGUGAGAACACCCGGGCAUACGGUGGAGCACAUAUCGGGCUUUGUCCGAACGACGGCCGAUACUUUUGUGUUUCUUGGUGGUGAUAUUUCACAUUUUCCGGGCAUGUAUCGGCCGACAGCGUACAAACCUAUGCCUGCAAAUUUGCCGAUUGAUACAUAUCUCGACUCGCGCUUGCCGGCUCCUUGUCCCUGUUCGUUGUUCACGACGUGCCAUCCAAGCCAUAGCACAGAGAAUGUCGACGAUCAUGCAGCGCGGACUCAACCAUUUUAUCAACCGAAUGAGCAGUCGUCUUGGUACCAUUCAACGACUAUGGCUUUGCGCACGGUUGAGUCAUUACAAGAAUUCGAUGCAGACGACAAUGUUUUUGUAGCUAUUGCACAUGACAAUGCGUUGAGGGAUGUAGUGGAUAUAUUUCCUAACGGAAAGAUGAAUAAUUGGAAAGCAAAUAAAUGGGGUGAGAAGAGCCAUUGGCAUUUCGUGAAUGAGUUGCCCGUUGAUGGGAAACCGGGGAGGAGUGUGCUUGUAGAUGGGCUUAUGAAGGAGGGGAAGCCUUACCAGUGA
Talaromyces amestolkiae is the source of this 1197-nucleotide messenger RNA. RefSeq lists its product as uncharacterized. The record is from RefSeq and is a predicted model, not a curated record. The transcript has a single exon. Bases 1 to 1197 code for a protein of 398 amino acids. NCBI's taxonomy places the organism in Eukaryota, Fungi, Ascomycota, Eurotiomycetes, Eurotiales, Trichocomaceae.